AUGAAGCUCACUGCGUCCCUCGCACUUUUGGCCCAGGCCUUGGCGGCCCUGGGCGCUGACACCAACUCGUGGAAGUCUCGCACCAUUUACUUUGCUCUGACGGACCGUGUUGCCCGCAACGAGAACGAUAAUGGCGGCGGCAGCUGUGGCAACUUGGGCAACUACUGCGGUGGUACCUUUAAAGGUCUGCAGGGCAAACUGGACUACAUCAAAGGCAUGGGCUUUGAUGCCAUUUGGAUCACUCCGGUCAUUGAGAAUUCCGAUCGGGGCUAUCAUGGAUAUUGGGCCAAGGACUUGUAUUCCAUCAACGGCCACUACGGCUCUUCAGACGAGCUCAAGAGUCUUGUCAACACUGCACACAGCAAGGGAAUUUACAUAAUGGUCGACGUCGUCGCCAACCACGUCGGCAAUGGUCCUCUCAGCGAGAAAAAGCCUGCGCUUCUCAGCCAGAGUUCCUCCUACCACCCAGCAUGCAGCAUCAACUACAGCGACCAGCACAGCGUCGAAACCUGCCGUGUCGCCAACGACCUCCCGGACCUCAACACCACGGAUCCCAAGAUUCGCAGUCUGUACAUUGACUGGAUCAAGUGGCUCAUGAGCACCUACAAGUUUGACGGCGUCCGCAUCGACACCGUGAAGCACGUGGAGAAGGACUUUUGGCCCGAUUUCGCCUGGGCCUCGGGCUCCUACACCAUCGGCGAGGUCUUUGACGGCGACCCCAACUACGUCGCCGGGUACUCUAAGCUCAUGGGCGGCCUGCUCAACUACCCCGUCUACUUUCACCUGAACCGCUUCUUCCAGCAGCAAAACUCGUCGCAGGCGCUCGUCGACAUGCACAACAAGAUUGGGUCGCUCGUGCCCGACGCCACCACGCUCGGCAACUUUCUCGACAACCACGACAACGCGCGCUUCCUCAACCAGAAGAAGGACGUCUCGCUCUUCAAGAACGCGCUCACCUACGUCAUGCUCGCGCGUGGCAUCCCCAUUGUCUACUACGGCUCCGAGCAGGCCUACGCCGGCGGCGGCGACCCCGGCAAUCGCGAGGACCUCUGGCGCAGCGGCUUCAAGACCGACAGCGACAUGUACAAGUUCCUGCAGGCGCUGGGCGGCGUGCGCAAGUCCCACGGCGGGCUGCCCGACAACGACCACGUGCAUCUCUUUGUCGAGAGCGACGCGUAUGCGUGGAGCCGCCAGAACGGAGCCGUCAUGGCGCUCACGAGCAAUAUUGGCAAGGGCCAGCAGCGUCAGUUCUGCUGGAAUACACAGAAGAAUAACAAGACGUGGAGGGGCAUCUUUGACGGAAAGACAUACACCUCGGGCGGCGAUGGCAGGAUGUGCGCGACCGUGAACAAUGGCGAGCCCGUGGUCUUUGUUGCACAGUAA
This is a messenger RNA of Akanthomyces muscarius, 1383 nucleotides long. RefSeq lists its product as uncharacterized. Lineage: Eukaryota; Fungi; Ascomycota; Sordariomycetes; Hypocreales; Cordycipitaceae. The record is from RefSeq and is a predicted model, not a curated record. The transcript has 3 exons. Gene Ontology annotation, biological process: carbohydrate metabolic process. Gene Ontology annotation, molecular function: calcium ion binding; alpha-amylase activity. Bases 1 to 1383 code for a protein of 460 amino acids.